Messenger RNA from Chondrus crispus (carragheen), 330 nucleotides. RefSeq lists its product as hypothetical. The record is from RefSeq and is a predicted model, not a curated record. Lineage: Eukaryota; Rhodophyta; Florideophyceae; Gigartinales; Gigartinaceae. The coding region runs from base 1 to 330 and encodes 109 amino acids. The transcript has a single exon.
AUGAAUUACAGUAACAGCGAGGAUGCAGUGAGAGUACAGCGAGGAUUGUUUUCUGCGGAAACGUGUGACACGUGUUCCAGCAGAGUUGCAGCUGCCACUGUUGAAACAAGAAACUCACAAAACCUCUUUUCUUCGUCGUCUUUACUCUCGCUCCUACUUAUCCGUCUCGCUGCUGGCUGUAAUCGGACAGCCUAUCGUGGUCGGUGUGUUACUGGGGGCCGCUUGUAUUACCUGUGCCGGCCAGGACACUUUCCCUUUUACCCAGUGCUUAUCUGUCACAUGGUAACCGAUGUCCCUUGCAGAGACGGUGUUCUUCAUUGGAUCGAGUGA